This is a messenger RNA of Habropoda laboriosa, 1542 nucleotides long. RefSeq names its product HIV Tat-specific factor 1 homolog (gene barc). NCBI's taxonomy places the organism in Eukaryota, Metazoa, Arthropoda, Insecta, Hymenoptera, Apidae. The transcript has 6 exons. The coding region runs from base 37 to 1497 and encodes 486 amino acids. Gene Ontology annotation, molecular function: RNA binding. Gene Ontology annotation, biological process: mRNA splicing, via spliceosome. Gene Ontology annotation, cellular component: U2 snRNP; U2-type spliceosomal complex. The record is from RefSeq and is a predicted model, not a curated record.
GAUUAUUUUUUGGAUGAAACGUUAUUGACAAUUAAAAUGACUGAUUGUCCAGAAGCAGAGAAGAAUGUUAAAGACCCUAUGAAAAGUUAUGAAUUUGAUGGUCAAUCUUACAUAUAUAAGGAUCCUACAACUAAUGUAACAUACCGAUUUGAUCAAGAAAAGAAUGAAUGGAUGAUAAAAGAUACAGAAGAAACUAAAGAGGAAGAUUCAAGUGGUAGUGAAGUUAAGGCACAAGAGGGAGUGUUUGGUUUUGAAAAUGAUACUCACACAUAUACAGACCCUAAUGAUGGCAGUGUAUAUUUUUGGGACAAGGAGAAAAAUGCCUGGUUCCCAAAGGUGGAUGAAGAUUUCAUGGCAAAAUAUCAGAUGAGUUAUGGAUUUACAGAUUCAAGUACAACAGAAACAAAAAAUGAGCAACAACCUCAAUCACAAGUAAAAGUUGACAAAGAAAAGAAAAAACUGGAAGCUAAAAGAAAAGCGCAAGAGCCACCAACUUGGUUCGAAGUGGAUGAAGCACAUAAUACUGCCAUUUAUGUCUCUGGCCUACCACUAGAUAUCACCAUGGAAGAGCUCACAGAACUUUUUAGCAAGUGUGGUCUCAUAGCAAGGGACGAGAAAGGAAAGAACAGGAUCAAGUUGUACAAGGAUUCAAAUGGACAACCAAAGGGCGACGCACUGUGUAUCUACAUAAAGGUCGAAUCGGUGGAUUUGGCGUUAAAACUCUUGGAUAAGUCGCAAAUCAGGGGUAAAACGUUGGCUGUGCAGAGGGCAAAGUUUCAGAUGAAGGGAGACGCUUACGACCCGGCCUUGAAACCGAAACGGAAAAAAAAGGAUAAGGAACGACAGAAAAAGUGGCAAGAAAAGUUGUUCGACUGGAGGCCAGAGCGUGUUCUAGGUGAGCCACAGAAACACGAAAGGGUUGUAAUUAUAAAAAAUCUGUUCUCCCCGGAGGACUUCGAUAAAGAAGUCUCGCUGCUGCUGGAGUAUCAGCAGGACAUCAGAUCGGAGUGCCUAAAAUGCGGAGAUGUUCGAAAAGUUAUCAUUUACGACAGACAUCCUGAAGGCGUUGCACAGGUGACAUUCCGAGAACCGGCGGAAGCACAAGCUUGCGUUCAAUUAUUGAACGGCCGUUGGUUCAGCCAGAGGAAAAUAUCGGCUGAAAUCUGGGACGGCAAGACCAAGUACAAGAUUACAGAGACGGACGCGCAAAUCGAGGCGCGAAUCGCGAAAUGGGACGAGUAUCUGGAGGAGGCCGAGGACGAGGAGAAGAAGCAGGAGUCGGGAAAGAAGAAGGACGCGCAGAAACCGGAAGGGAAGUCUCAUGUUCCGGGGAGAAAGCAGCAGGCUGAAUCGACGAUGAUCAAAGGCUCGAAAAAAUUCGAAACGUCACAAACGACGAAGAUUGCGGAAAACGCGAAGAGACUCGACGCGGCGGAAGAAAUAGAAACGUCGUUGAAUUCCAAGGAUUCGCAGAAGGCGCUUAGAAAUAAUGAAUAAAAUAGCGAAAAUUCCGGUAGAGGAGAUUUGAUCGCGGGACGAGGA